UUUAAUUCUAGGGAGGGGCAAAAAAGGAUUUUAAAUGAAAAAACGGCUCUUCAUCUUAAAAAGUGCAAAUUAUUUCGCCCCAAAAUUUGGCAAAACGGCGCUUCAGUCCGAACAAAAUCACCCAAAUCCACCAUUGCCGGCGCCUUCAUCUCCCAUCGCCGAUGAAACACCUCGCCGCCGGUGAACUUCAAGGGAUCCUUACCCCCGAGAGUGAACAAGGUUAACGUCAAUGAAAGCGUCUCGUCAAUUGGGCAAGAAGAGGAUGAGUUCACUCAAUUUUGCGCCGGAAUUCUAAAGCUUUUGAACUCAGAAUUUGGUGCCGUCACUCUCCUCUACUGAAUCAUAGUUUUAUAUUUCACCAUAAAGGGAGCUUAGCCUUGGUACUUAGCUGAGAUGACCCCUAGGAUGAGGCUGCUGAUGAUACUAUGAAUUCCUACAAGGCCGCUCAGGUAACUAAGUUGGAAAAAUAACCUAUAUGAUAUGAAUAAAUUUGUGGAGGAAGAAUCAAUUCCUGCGUGGUCAUGGUCUGUUGAACAAUGUUUGAAAGAGUUCUCUGUGAAAAUUGAGAAGGGUUUGAGUACCUACGAGGUGGAGCAACGUAAAGAGAAGUAUGGUCCAAAUGAGCUCCAGCAGAAAAAGGGGAAGCCCCUUUGGUGGCUUUUUCUGGAACAGUUUGACGAUAUCCUUGUCAAGACUUUGCUAAUUGCAGCCUUCAUUUCUUUUGUUUUAGCACACCUCCAUGGAGCUGAAACAGGGGAUUCUCAGCUGGAAGCUUAUGUAGAGCCUUUUGUGAUCAUUUUGAUCUUGGUUUUGAAUGCAGUUGUUGGGGUUUGGCAAGAAAAUAAUGCAGAAAAGGCUUUGGAUGCCCUUAAGGAGAUGCAAUGUGACUCCUGCAAAGUUUUGAGGGACGGAUAUGUAGUGCCUUGUUUGCCAGCUAAGGAACUUGUUCCUGGAGAUAUAGUAGAACUGAGAAUUGGCGAUAAAGUACCGGCUGACAUGAGGGUUGCAUCAUUGAAAACUUCAACUGUAAGAGUUGAGCAAAGCUCAUUGACAGGGGAGGCAAUGCCUGUCCUUAAAGGCACUGAUCCUAUCUUUUUGGAUGAUUGUGAACUGCUGGCUAAAGAGAAUAUGGUUUUUGCUGGGACAACAGUGGUGAAUGGAAGCUGCAUCUGUGUUGUUAUUAGCACAGGAAUGCACACUGAAAUUGGGAAGAUUCAGAAACAAAUACACGAGGCUUCUCUUGAAGAAAGUGAUUCUCCUUUGAAGAAGAAGCUUGAUGAAUUUGGGAAUAAGCUUACAACAAUAAUUGGCAUUGUAUGUCUUAUUGUAUGGGUUAUCAAUUACAAAUAUUUCCUUACUUGGGAGAUUCAUCGUGGAUGGCCCACAAAUUUUCAGUUCUCCUUUGAAAAAUGUACUUACUAUUUUGAGAUUGCUGUUGUCCUUGCCGUUGCAGCCAUUCCUGAAGGUCUUCCAGCAGUGAUAACUACUUGCCUAGCUCUUGGUACAAGAAAAAUGGCUCAGAAGAAUGCAAUCGUUAGGAAGCUUCCAAGUGUCGAGACUUUGGGAUGCACUACUGUGAUUUGUUCAGAUAAAACUGGAACCUUGACAACGAAUCAGAUGUCUGUCAAAGAAUUCUUCACAAUGGGGUCAAAACUUACAACUUGUCGAGUUUUUCGGGUUGAAGGUACAACCUAUGACCCCAAGGAUGGAGGAAUUGUGGAUUGGAACUGCAGAACUAUGGAAUUAAACUUGCAGGCAAUGGCAGAAAUAUGUGCAAUCUGCAAUGAUUCAGGUAUAUUUUGUGAGGGUCGUCUGUUCAAAGUGACAGGACUACCAACUGAGGCAGCUCUGAAAGUUUUGGUUGAAAAAAUGGGGGUUCCAGACAGGAAGGCAAGAACCAGAAUUCUAGAUGCACAGCUUGCCAUGAAGUACAUGAUAGAUCGUAACACCGUGAAAUUAGGCUGCUGUGAGUGGUGGACAAGAAGAUCGAAGAGGGUUUUCACUUUGGGUUUUGAUCGUGUACGCAAGUCAAUGAGUGUUAUAGUUCGUGAGCCCAGUGGGCAGAAUCGACUCCUUGUCAAGGGUGCUGUUGAGAGUCUGUUGGAGCGCAGUACUUUUGUGCAGUUGGCUGAUGGAUCUAUUUUACCAAUAGAUGAACCUUGUCGUCGCUUGUUGUUGCUGAGAAACUCAGAGAUGAGUUCCAAAGGAUUGCGAUGUUUGGGUAUGGCAUACAAGGAUGACUUGGGAGAACUUUCAGACUUAAAUUCUGCACGUCAUCCUGCAUUUAAGAAAUUGCUAGACCCUUCCUGCUACUCCCUUAUUGAAAAUAAUCUAGUGUUUGUUGGAGUUGUUGGUUUGCGGGACCCUCCUCGUGAAGAGGUUAAACAGGCAAUUGAAGAUUGCCGAGGAGCUGGUAUCAAGGUGAUGGUGAUAACUGGAGAUAAUAAGUCCACUGCUGAGGCUAUUUGUCAUGAAGUUAAUUUGUUUCCUGAGGGUGAUGAUCUCAGAGAGAGAAGCUUCACAGGGAAAGAGUUCUUUGAACUUUCUUCAUUAAAACAACUAGAGAUACUAUCAAGACCUGGGGGAAAGAUUUUUUCGAGAGCUGAGCCUAGACACAAGCAAGAGAUAGUGCGAAUGCUUAAGGACAUGGGUGAGAUUGUUGCAAUGACUGGUGAUGGUGUUAAUGAUGCUCCUGCUUUGAAACUUGCAGAUAUCGGAAUUGCAAUGGGCAUCACUGGGACAGAGGUUGCGAAAGAAGCAUCAGAUAUGGUUCUUGCUGAUGACAAUUUCAGUACUAUAGUUUCUGCCAUUGCGGAGGGUCGUUCAAUUUACAAUAAUAUGAAAGCUUUCAUCAGAUACAUGAUAUCAUCGAAUUUUGGGGAAGUUAUAUCUGUUUUCUUGACUGCUGCUAUCGGAUUACCAGAAUGCAUGACGCCUGUGCAGUUGCUCUGGGUAAAUUUGGUCACAGAUGGCCCACCUGCCACAGCUCUAGGUUUCAACCCUGCUGAUGUGGACAUAAUGCAAAAAGCUCCGCGGAAGAACAAUGAUGCUCUGAUUGAUUCUUGGGUGCUCUUUCGGUAUAUGGUAUGAUUAUAGCAUACUUGCGCCAUCAUAUGUCUUUGCUCUGUCUUGCUUUCUGCUGAAUCUUUUAUUCUUGACUUUCUGCUUUUAGAAUGUGUGGAGUUGAAAAUGAUUGAGUUUGUUAAAUUUGUAAACUAUCUGCUGCUGUUGCAUUUGAUCAUAAGAGCUCUGUUGUUCACAGCAACAAUCCACUGAUUGGUGUAAAUUGAAUGAUAAAAACUGUUUGUGUCACAUGUAGUGUAAAAUCUUUGAUCGUUCUAUUCUUAUAGCUGUAAGUCAGUCAGAGUGAUGGAGUAUCAUCUGUUCCUGUCACUUUUACCAUUAUAAUACAUAUGGCCUGCAUAUUGUUCUAUGCACACUGAAGAAUAAAUUUUCAUGUUCCAAAUGCUCAGGAGAUGGUGUCAAUGCAAUUUACAGCUUACAAUUUACAAGUAUCAUUGACUUAGUUAUCAGCGUUUUGAGUAGUGUAUUUUAGUGAGCAAUUCAUUAAUGUCCUUGCAGAUAAUCGGGUCUUAUGUUGGUGUUGCUACUGUUGGUAUAUUCAUUCUAUGGUACACUCGGGCUUCUUUUUUGGGUAUUAGUCUGAUCAGUGACGGCCACACAAUAAUUGAACUAUCCCAGCUUCUCAACUGGGGAGAGUGCCGAAGAUGGUCAAAUUUUACAAUCACUCCAUUUACUGUUGCUGGUGGCCGUGCAAUAACAUUCAUCAACCCUUGUGAUUAUUUCUCUGUUGGGAAAGUGAAGGCAAUGACCUUGUCCCUCUCGGUCUUGGUGGCUAUUGAGAUGUUUAAUUCUCUAAAUGCUCUCUCAGAAGAUAACAGUUUGAUCAGAAUGCCUCCAUGGAGAAAUCCCUGGCUGCUUAUGGCCAUUUCAAUCUCAUUAGGCUUACAUUGCUUGAUCCUCUAUGUGCCUUUCUUGGCAGAUGUAUUCGGUAUAGUUCCGCUAACUGCUAAUGAGUGGCUUCUGGUUCUCUUGAUCUCUUCUCCUGUAAUCCUUAUUGAUGAAAUCCUCAAAUUUAUUGGAAGAAGAAAAACGAAGAGAAGAAGAUUCAAGCAAGCUUAGGACCUUAGGUCACUGAUUGCAGAUUUCUGUAAAUUCUGAUAGUAUGUAAUUCAUGACUAACCUCUCACUCAGUAUCUUAGAAUGAAGAACAUCACUUAUUUCAUCAAUUAGGAACUCAAGGAUACAUUAGUUACUCUCCCUGUUCAUGCCCCUAUGUUUUUCACACAAAGUGUGUGCCUUUCAUCUUCUGUGGCUCUUUUUGUUGAAGAAGUGAACCUUAAGGUGACAUUUCAUUUGUAGUUAAGAUGGGGUAAAUUGAAGUUUUGAUGUCGAGUUUAAAGUUUGGCUUCAUCAAUCCUACCAAACGGCAAGGAGAUUUCAAAAGAUUUUGCAGAA
Molecule: messenger RNA, 4479 nt
Organism: Oldenlandia corymbosa var. corymbosa
Lineage: Eukaryota; Viridiplantae; Streptophyta; Magnoliopsida; Gentianales; Rubiaceae
Source: the annotation of a GenBank genome assembly